Microthlaspi erraticum is the source of this 3066-nucleotide messenger RNA. The record is from the annotation of a GenBank genome assembly. Lineage: Eukaryota; Viridiplantae; Streptophyta; Magnoliopsida; Brassicales; Brassicaceae.
AUGGUGUUCCUCUCGAUUCCGAACGGGAAGACUCUAUCGAUCGAUUGCAACCCUAAUUCAACAACAAUCUCCACCUUCGAGCAAUUGGUUCACCAACGCACCGAUGUUCCUCAACCUCUCGUUCGCUACUCGCUCCGCACUCGAAACCCUAGCCGUGUCUCCGGAGAUUUUAGGGAUUCCGGUUCCGUUCUGUUAUCCGAUCUCGGUGUUUGUCGUUUCUCUACUGUGAUUAUCCAGGUUCCUCUUUUGGGUGGGAUGCAAGGAGCGGCUCCGCCGAAGCCUCGUCUCGAUUUCCUCAACUCAAAGCCUCCGUCGAAUUACGUCGCGGGUUUGGGUCGUGGUGCUACAGGGUUUACUACUCGGUCCGAUAUUGGUCCCGCUCGUGCUGCUCCGGAUCUACCUGAUCGAUCCGCCGCGGUUACAGCGGCUGCUCCAGGUGUUGGUCGAGGGGCGGGGAAGCCAAGUGAGGCGGAAGACGAUGAAGAAGCUGAGGAGAAAGGGUACGAUGAGAAUCAGAAGUUUGAUGAGUUUGAAGGGAAUGAUGCAGGUUUGUUCUCUAAUGCCGAGUACGAUGAGGAUGAUAAAGAGGCUGAUGCGAUCUGGGAGGCUAUUGACCAGAGGAUGGAUUCGAGGAGGAAAGACAGGAGAGAAGCGAAGCUUAAAGAAGAAAUAGAGAAAUACCGAGCUUCGAACCCUAAAAUUACUGAGCAGUUUGCGGAUUUGAAGAGGAAAUUACACACUUUGUCUGCGAAUGAAUGGGAUAAUAUUCCCGAGAUUGGAGACUACUCGCUGCGUAACAAGAAGAAGAAGUUUGAGAGCUUUGUGCCUAUCCCUGAUACGCUUUUGGAGAAGGCUAAGAAGGAGAAGGAGCUGGUCAUGGCCUUGGACCCAAAGAGUAGAGCCGCUGGUGGGUCGGAGACACCAUGGUCGCAGACUCCCGUGACAGACUUGACUGCCGUCGGUGAGGGAAGAGGCACGGUGUUGUCUCUGAAGCUUGAUAGGUUAUCGGAUUCAGUUUCGGGGCAAACUGUUGUCGAUCCUAAAGGCUACUUAACUGAUCUGAAGAGUAUGAAGAGAACCACUGAUGAAGAGAUUUACGAUCGCAACAGAGCUAGAUUGUUGUACAAGAGUCUAACCUCAUCGAAUCCAAAGAAUCCCAAUGGCUGGAUUGCUGCCGCUAGAGUUGAGGAAAUGGAUGGGAAGAUAAAAGCAGCUAGGUUUCAGAUUCAGAAGGGAUGCGAAGAGUGCCCGAAAAAUGAGGAUGUUUGGCUUGAAGCUUGUAGGUUGGCAAAUCCAGAAGAUGCUAAGGCUGUGAUUGCAAGGGGAGUCAAGCUAAUACCCAAUUCAGUGAAGCUAUGGUUGGAGGCUUCAAAGCUGGAGCAUGAGGAGGAGAACAAGAGUAGGGUAUUGAGAAAGGGACUGGAGCAUAUUCCAGACUCGGUAAGGCUAUGGAAGGCUGUUGUUGAGUUGGCUAAUGAGGAAGAUGCAAGGAUUUUGCUUCACAGAGCUGUGGAGUGCUGCCCUUUGCAUCUGGAGCUAUGGGUGGCGCUUGCAAGGCUCGAGACAUACGAUAACUCGAAGAAGGUGUUGAAUAAAGCGAGAGAAAAGCUCCCUAAGGAGCCUGCGAUUUGGAUCACCGCUGCUAAACUAGAGGAGGCUAAUGGGAACCCGGCUAUGGUGGUAAAGAUUAUCGAUAGGGGUAUAAAGACUCUGCAGAGAGAAGGCGUUGUUAUUGACCGAGAAAAUUGGAUGAGCGAGGCCGAAGCCUCUGAGAGAGCCGGGUCUGUCGCAACUUGCCAGGCAAUUAUUACCAACACUAUCGGUAUUGGAGUCGAGGAAGAGGAUAGAAAGAGAACUUGGGUUGCUGAUGCAGAUGAGUGCAAGAAGAGGGGUUCCAUUGAGACCGCAAGAGCGAUAUAUGCCCAUGCUCUUACUGUAUUCUUGACCAAGAAAAGUAUCUGGCUCAAAGCGGCACAGCUCGAGAAGAGCCACGGAAGUAGGGAGUCCCUUGAUGCCUUGUUGCGUAAGGCUGUGACAUAUGUUCCUCAGGCUGAGGUUCUUUGGCUCAUGGGUGCCAAGGAGAAGUGGCUCGCUGGAGAUGUCCCAGCAGCCCGUGCUAUUCUACAAGAGGCUUAUGCUGCAAUUCCCGACUCUGAGGAAGUCUGGCUUGCUGCUUUUAAGCUCGAGUUUGAGAACAAGGAGCCUGAGAGAGCGAGAAUGCUUCUUGCAAAAGCUAGGGAAAGAGGAGGGACUGAGAGGGUCUGGAUGAAAUCAGCCAUUGUUGAGAGAGAACUUGGCAACGUUGAGGAGGAGAGGAAACUGCUCGAUGAAGGCUUGAAGCAAUUCCCAAAAUUCUUCAAGCUGUGGUUGAUGCUUGGACAGCUCGAGGAACGGCUCAAUCGUCUGGAAAAGGCCAGAAAAGUUUACGACGCUGGUUUGGUUAACUGUCCCCACUGCAUACCGCUGUGGCUCUCGCUCGCUAAUCUUGUGGAGAAAGUGAAUGGGCUGAACAAAGCCCGAGCUAUUCUCACCUCGGCCAGGACGAAGAAUCCCCAGGCGGCGGAACUAUGGUUAGCUGCUAUUCGUGCUGAAAUGAGGCAUGACAACAAGGGAGAUGCUGAGCGUUUGAUGUCAAAGGCACUGCAAGAGUGUCCCAACAGUGGUAUCCUCUGGGCUGCAGACAUCGAGAUGACGCCACGUCCUCGCCGGAAAACUAAGAGUUUGGACGGUUUAAAGAAGUGUGAGCAGGACCCGUAUGUCACUGCAGCUGUCGCCAAGCUCUUCUGGCAUGACAAGAAGGUGGAGAAAGCCAGGACGUGGCUUAAACGAACUGUGACCCUCUCCCCAAGCAUUGGUGAUUUCUGGGCCUUGUAUUACAAAUUUGAACGCCAGCAUGGCUCUGAAGAGGACCAGAAGGAGGUCCUUGACAAAUGUUUAGCUUCUGAGCCGAAGCAUGGUGAGAAGUGGCAAGCCAUCUCCAAAGCGGUGGAGAACGCACACCAGUCUGUGGAGUUUAUCUUGAAGAAAGUCGUGGCUGCAAUGAACAAUGAAGAGAAGGCUGCUUGA